CGGGGAGGCCUGUCUACCAAGCUCAAGUUCGCCUUGGGUUCCCAGUCUCCGCCACCCUCCUCUUCCCCCACACAGUCGCUCCAUAGCACCUUCGGCGCCAUGGGUCUGCAGCGAUUCAGCUUCUUCGUCACCCUCGCGCUCGUCGCUCGCUCUCUUGCAGCCAUCGGGCCGGUGGCGAGCCUCGUCGUCGCGAACGCCCCCGUCUCGCCCGACGGCUUCCUUCGGGAUGCCAUCGUGGUCAACGGCGUGGUCCCUUCCCCGCUCAUCACCGGGAAGAAGGGAGACCGCUUCCAGCUCAACGUCGUCGACACCUUGACCAACCACAGCAUGCUCAAGUCCACUAGUAUCCACUGGCACGGCUUCUUCCAGGCAGGCACCAACUGGGCAGACGGACCCGCGUUCGUCAACCAGUGCCCUAUUGCUUCCGGGCAUUCAUUCCUGUACGACUUCCAUGUGCCCGACCAGGCGGGGACGUUCUGGUACCACAGUCAUCUGUCUACGCAAUACUGUGACGGGCUGCGAGGGCCGUUCGUCGUAUACGACCCCAAGGAUCCGCAUGCCAGCCGCUACGAUGUUGACAACGAGAGCACGGUCAUCACGUUGACCGACUGGUACCACACCGCUGCCCGGCUCGGUCCCAGGUUCCCACUCGGCGCGGACGCCACGCUUAUCAAUGGUCUUGGGCGGUCAGCCUCCACUCCCACCGCCGCGCUUGCUGUGAUCAACGUCCAGCACGGAAAGCGCUACCGCUUCCGUCUCGUUUCGAUCUCGUGCGACCCGAACUACACGUUCAGCAUCGACGGGCACAAUCUGACCGUCAUCGAGGUCGACGGUAUCAACAGCCAGCCUCUCCUUGUCGACUCUAUCCAGAUCUUCGCCGCGCAGCGCUACUCCUUUGUGUUGAAUGCGAACCAAACGGUCGGCAACUACUGGGUCCGUGCGAACCCGAACUUCGGAACGGUUGGGUUCGCCGGGGGGAUCAACUCCGCCAUCCUGCGCUACCAAGGCGCACCGGUCGCCGAGCCUACUACGACCCAGACGACGUCGGUGAUCCCGCUUAUCGAGACGAACUUGCACCCCCUCGCUCGCAUGCCUGUGCCUGGCAGCCCGACGCCCGGAGGUGUCGACAAGGCGCUCAACCUGGCCUUCAACUUCAACGGCACCAACUUCUUCAUUAACAACGCGUCUUUCACACCACCGACCGUCCCUGUGCUCCUCCAGAUCCUGAGCGGCGCGCAGACCGCACAGGACCUCCUCCCUGCAGGCUCCGUCUACCCGCUCCCGGCCCAUUCCACCAUCGAGAUCACGCUGCCCGCAACCGCAUUAGCUCCAGGUGCACCGCACCCCUUCCACCUGCACGGUCACGCCUUCGCGGUCGUCCGCAGCGCAGGGAGCACUACGUAUAACUACAACGACCCGAUCUUCCGCGACGUCGUGAGCACCGGCACGCCCGCCGCGGGCGACAACGUCACGAUCCGCUUCCAGACGGACAACCCCGGGCCGUGGUUCCUCCACUGCCACAUCGACUUCCACCUCGAGGCGGGCUUCGCGAUCGUGUUCGCGGAGGACGUUGCGGAUGUGAAGGCGGCGAACCCGGUCCCGAAGGCGUGGUCGGACCUGUGCCCGAUCUACGACGGGCUGAGCGAGGCCGACCAGUGA
Molecule: messenger RNA, 1659 nt
Organism: Trametes versicolor FP-101664 SS1
Lineage: Eukaryota; Fungi; Basidiomycota; Agaricomycetes; Polyporales; Polyporaceae
Gene: TvLac1
Product: laccase I
Exons: 11
Coding region: 100-1659 (519 amino acids)
Molecular function (GO): oxidoreductase activity; copper ion binding
Source: RefSeq, a predicted model, not a curated record